Molecule: messenger RNA, 1149 nt
Organism: Letharia columbiana
Lineage: Eukaryota; Fungi; Ascomycota; Lecanoromycetes; Lecanorales; Parmeliaceae
Exons: 2
Coding region: 1-1149 (382 amino acids)
Biological process (GO): DNA strand invasion; telomere maintenance; double-strand break repair via homologous recombination
Cellular component (GO): centrosome; replication fork; Rad51B-Rad51C-Rad51D-XRCC2 complex
Molecular function (GO): four-way junction DNA binding; single-stranded DNA binding; ATP-dependent activity, acting on DNA
Source: RefSeq, a predicted model, not a curated record
AUGUCAGACCUCUCCCAGGCAGCUCCGCCCCUACUGGGCUCCAGUCUGCUUGCAUCAGCCAAAGCGCACGAGAAAGCCAGACCCUUACCAGCGAGUUCAGGCUCAGCUACAGUUGAUCAGAAUGCUCUUGAUGGAGGCUUUAGAUAUGGAGAAAUCACUUCCAUUGCUGGAGCAAGCGGGACCGGAAAGACUUUGCUGGCAUACCAUGCCAUAGCAAGUCAUCUUCUUACACACGAGGUCGGCGAGGUAGCUUUCAUUGACACCACUGGGUCCUUUUCUCCAUUACGACUGCGAAAUGCCCUUGCUUACCGUCUAGAGGCCAAGAUCCAGCGCAACAGCUACCAAGAGUCUGGAUACAUGUACGAGAAAAGGACGUCGGCCUUGGAGAAUUCGAAGGAGACAAUGAUUGAGGAAGCGACCUCGAUGCUCGAUCGGGUGAAAGUCAUGAGAGUCUUCGAUUUGGCUGGCGUUGUAGAAGCCAUAAGCGAGGUCAAUGGGCUGACUGAGGAGAUAGCGCCGAAGUUUGAGACGGCCGCGGUCGUAAUAUUCAAGAAGAGGAGGGUUGAGAUUGGUGACAGCGAAGAAGAGCUCGACGACGAAGACGAAGAACUGCAGGCCGAACCAUGGCGAGAAAGUGUAAAUCUCCAUGACUCUCAAGGCAUUGAACCUCACAGCGGUCCGAUCGGUAUGAUCAUUAUCGAUACCAUCACAAAUGUUGUGAGCACAAUGAUGGCCAAGAGCCAGACACAGGGUCAAGCUCUCCUCGCAAGCUUCUUGCGGUCUCUCCGUCACCUAACGUCCCGCCAUCACAUCUGCACUAUUCUUACCAAUGCCGCAGUCGGUAUUAGUUCUCCCAACAAUCCAGAGCUUCGGCAUGGCUCGAGAGAAAAUGUCUCGAUCUUCUCCUCAACCAUGGGGAAGCCUGCUCUUGGGAAGAUGUUCACGUUUCUGAUCGAUACAUCCAUCUUCUUAUCUACUGUGCCAAAGACUAGCGAUGACGCAACGAUUGCGUUCGGUGAUGGAGGGGAAGCUUCGUCGUACCAGAAGGCACUUAUACUGGAGGUUCUGAAAGACAGAUGUGGUACUCGAGAAGGGCGAUGGGCGGCUUUCGAGAUAAAUGCCGAGGUGAAAAUCGCGCCAAGUGGCUGA